Messenger RNA from Blastomyces dermatitidis ER-3, 318 nucleotides. Its product is annotated as non-histone chromosomal protein 6. The record is from RefSeq and is a predicted model, not a curated record. Lineage: Eukaryota; Fungi; Ascomycota; Eurotiomycetes; Onygenales; Ajellomycetaceae. Bases 1 to 318 code for a protein of 105 amino acids. The transcript is spliced from 4 exons.
AUGCCUAAGGAAAAGACCACCCGCAAAACCAAGGUUCGCGGUGAGAAGAAGAAGAAGGAUCCCAAUGCUCCUAAGCGUGGUCUAUCCGCCUACAUGUUCUUCGCCAACGAGCAGCGCGACAACGUCCGCGAGGAAAACCCUGGCAUCUCUUUCGGCCAAGUGGGCAAAGUCCUCGGAGAGAGAUGGAAGGCCUUGAACGAGAAGCAGCGCGCCCCUUAUGAAGCCAAAGCUGCCGCUGACAAGAAACGCUACGAAGACGAGAAGGCGAGCUAUAAUGCCCGGCGCAAGGCGCAAGAUGACGACGACGAGUCUUCCUAG